UAUUAUUUGAGUAUUUGCAAGCGAUUUAGUAUUUGAGUAUUUGCAAAUAAUAGUAUCAUCAUUCAGAUUAAUCAAGGAUGGGAUCAUGCUUUUCCUCCCAAAGUCAGCCCAUUAAUAAACCCAUCAUUGUUAAGCAGAGCUUCGAUCGGCGGACAGAGUCGAGCUUCUGUGCGGCGCAUUGCGGCCUUGGCGCCGUGCCUUAUGGUAAUAAGGUUUUCCAAAAUAAUGACGGCGAUGCCACCGACCACAACACCGAUUUUGAUUGCUACUGUAGUGCAACUACUACGGCAAUCACCCUGCUUAAACAGGGUGAAGAUCUUACAAUUGCACAAAUUGCGGAAUCGGGAGCUGUACUAGCCACGAGAGACAAUAAUAAUGCAUUAAUUCCCGUGCGCCUGACUCUCAAUCGCAGACGUAGUCGUAGAUUAUCUGAGCCCGAGCCACGCAAUCGCAAUGAUGAUCAAUACAUCGUAUCCAUGCCUUUUAUCACCCGGAGACGCAUCACGGAUCGAGACGAGUUUGUAGUCUUAGCAUCAGGCGGGGUUUUGGACGUGCUCUCGAAAGAGGAUGUGGUAACUAUCGUGGCCAAUUGCCCUAGACGCUCGGAUGCAGCUCAAGCAUUAGUGAAUGCAACAAUUAGAGCAUGGAUCUAUAAGUAUUCAACUUCAGAGGUUGAUGAUUGUGCAGUGGCAUGUCUCUUUCUCAACCCAACCACCGAUUCAAUUCAAGCUUCCUCAUAAUUGUUGCUGU
This is a messenger RNA of Salvia hispanica, 750 nucleotides long. RefSeq names its product putative protein phosphatase 2C 18. Gene Ontology annotation, biological process: protein dephosphorylation. Gene Ontology annotation, molecular function: protein serine/threonine phosphatase activity. The record is from RefSeq and is a predicted model, not a curated record. NCBI's taxonomy places the organism in Eukaryota, Viridiplantae, Streptophyta, Magnoliopsida, Lamiales, Lamiaceae.